AGCCCGUCAUUUUCUGCUAGCGUGAGCCCGAUACCAACAUGGUCCUCUCUUCUUACACCCCCCCACGCAAACUUGCUCGGAUUUUCCAACUUCAACUGCUUCCGCGAUUUGUUUGCGAUCCCGAACCUCUAUGCGCUCGCAAAGACGGCCGUGGAAUAUAUGUGAUCCACAAGGAGGUAAUUUCGGGGGCUGAAGAAAAUCGCGUACGGCGCCCGAGUACUUCUUCCGCCAUCACAAGAAGCAACGAGGCUCGCUACCCAGCAAGCUUUGCCGCGCGUUAGCGUACCGCCUCCAGGCUUUCGAUUGCGCAUCGACGAGGGAGGGGUCUAGUAUAAUCCCCAAUAUGGGAAAGCCUUGGAGUUUCUCGAGCUGGAUUCGACUGGCCGGUUGGGCGCUCCUGGCUCGCACAUCGGUCGCUGCUCACGACAACAGACACCAAGCACGCCAGCUAGAAAAGGACUACCAGCUGUUCCGUCAUCCAAAGCGCGAGGCCUCGUGUCAGCAGGAGAAUUGGACGUUGUGUCCCGUGUCUGCAGAGGGUGGAUGCUGUCCUCAAGGAUAUGCUUGCGCCGCUUCGUUUUGUUACACCACGACGGCAGGACCAACAACCGCCUGUGGCCAAGAAGGAUAUUACAACUGCCCACUGUCUGCUGGCGCUGGAACUUGCUGUCCGGUAGGGUGGACCUGUCUCCCGGACCGUUGCCAGCCGCCUCUUGGAGUAGAAUACCCGGCGAAUUGCCCCGCGUCCUACUCGGCAUGCGCAAGUUCUCUGGGGGGUGGCUGCUGCCCGGCUACUAUGGCGUGCGGCAUGCGGAGCUGUUAUCAUACCGACCCUACAACCCAAGUUGUCAGCGCAAGGGUGACGACAACCAACUCAGACGGAGACCAGAUUACGGUGAUAACCUCGAUAACGUCGGUUUUUACGGAGGGCCCGAAUCCGUCAGACUCUUCGGCUGCCCCUGCGGGCGUGCCGAAAGUAGUUGCCACAACUAUCGCUAAGCUACCCGCGAUCGAGACCGGCGAACUGUCUGGUGGUGGCGAUGGCGGCCUCACGCCGGGCCAGCUGGGCGGCAUCAUCAGCGGUGUUGUCGUUUUGCUGAUCGUCGUUAUUGUCGCCGCCGUACUUAUCAUUCGCCGGCUCAAACAGACAGAGCUGGCCGCACAGGCCGCGGUCGAGUCUAGGCACGAAUCUUCUAGCGGUCAACAGCCCUCUCAGAAAUCGGCUUUCGGACAAACCACGAUCUCGGAAAUCGACGGCACAGACGUGGAUUCUAUCGCCCGCACUGGUCAUUAUCGCGCUCGAUCCGAAUCCAGCAACGGUACGCAAUCUCGGUCCGAGACGCCCAAUUUCUACGGUCCGAAUGGCCCCUCAACACCACCACCGGCGUGGCCUUUGUAUGCUUCCGAGCUGCCGCCUUCUCAUGGAUUCGAUGGCCGGCAGUCGAGCCAGGACUCUUACCCGUUCGCGCAACGGACUAGCGUCGACUCCGACAGGACACGCACACAUGGCCGUAAAUGGAGCAUUGGCAACGCGAGCGAGGUGAGCGGCAGCGCCGACGGGAAUCACGGUCGAUCGGAGUUAGACAGUAAUGCCGAUAGUGCCGAGGCGGCGAGGCGGCGGUCGGGGAGCAUCGGCGGCUGGUCUAAAGGCCACGCUAGGUGGACGAGCGACGCGUCCAGCGCCUCACGGACGCGCGGCGAGGGCCCGCCGCCGCCGCUAGGCACCGUGAACGAGGUCAGCGAAAUUCACGGGUACUACGGGCCAUCGAACAGAAUCGUUCAGGGAGACAGGGGCGAUGGUGAGCAGCAAUAGCGCACCCGUUGGGUAUCCCUAGGAAGACGCAAGCCAGUAGCGCGAGAGGUUCUGCGGCGCCAUGAAAAGUGUUAGAUGCUUGGGAAGCAUCGCGGGUUUAUAUAGACGGGAUCUAGCCAUUUCUCUGGGGACACCUUUCCUGUAGGCACCGGGGGCACCGCGGUCGCCAGGCUCGGCGAUCGGCGUCUUUUUGAAGAAGACGGGA
Messenger RNA from Durotheca rogersii, 2018 nucleotides. RefSeq lists its product as uncharacterized. The record is from RefSeq and is a predicted model, not a curated record. The transcript has 3 exons. Lineage: Eukaryota; Fungi; Ascomycota; Sordariomycetes; Xylariales; Xylariaceae. The coding region runs from base 344 to 1813 and encodes 489 amino acids.